GUUGACCUUCACAUUAUAAAUACGGCGCAGAAUUUGAAAACAUACCGUACAGUACUGGUAUAUAAUAUCUGUCAGACUGUAACGUUUAUUUUGUCAAUUGUAUCAGUGCUCCAUGGAUUCUGCAUCACUCAGUGAUCUUAGAGGCUUUUUUGAGUCUAAGCUGCAGGUGGUGCAAACUCUGCUUGAGCUGCGUGACUUCAGUGAGGAUGAUACAUGCACACAGGAGAUGCAGGUUGUGAAAGAUGAGGUGCGGCAGCUGACAACUACACUGGCUGUCCUGAGACUGGACAUUGAGAAACAGGCCACAAACCUGCAACACCUCCAGGGUGUGAAUGAAGACCUGGUUGAUCUGAAGGCGAGACUAGCGUAUAUGACAGAUAACAUUCCGGACAGGCUGCCCAGACCCACACAGUCCAGAAAAGCAGAGUCUCCAGCUAUUCAACGGACAGCUUUAAAACUGGUGACGAAUCAGAUUAAUACAUCAGGAAGUGUAGGGAAUCAGAUGAAGACAAAUAUCUCUAGUAGCAAGUCAGCUCAUUGCAAACAAGUGAAUGUGUACCUUCCGGAGAUUGACUUCCUAACCGUGGAGGAAUUUGAAAGUUGUCCAAAGUACAUGAAGGGUCGGCUAGGCUAUGACCAUGUGAAUAAGUUUGUGGAAGCCAUGAAUGCAGCAUACCAUGCAAAAUACAAACUUCUGAAGCAGAAAAAAUCUACUCUGAAUGACUUUAACAGAAAGCUGUUUGAAACCUACAACUCCCAGAAAAACAAGGACACACAAGAUUGCUACUUCAUUGUUGAUGAGGAUAUUAAGCUGCAUGGAAAGAUGAAGAUAGACAAGACAGCCCAGUCAACGCUAGCCAUCCUGCGACAUUGCGGCCGUGUAAGAGAGGUUCGGGGUGGCAGGCUUGCUAGAUAUGUCUACAUAGACAGAUACUAGUCCAAGAUAUGUGUUCAUAGACUGAUACUAGUUACGUGUAUAUAGACUGAUACUUAUCAAAGAUAUAUGUAUUCAUUGGUGGAUACUUAACCUUGUUUUUAAAGACAGAUAUUAGGAAUGUGUACAUAAACAUAUAUUCAUGUAUCGUACAUGUGUAAACACAUAUACAAAGACAAAUACUAGUGGCAUUUUUGAGUCUGCAUAUUUAAUCAAUUUUAAACCUGAUUAGUUUUGAUUUAUAGCCAAAAUAGUGAUUUCAUACAACAAUGAACGACAUCUUAAACAUUACCCAACAGCCCUGGUUAAAUGUCAGCUUGCAAGACUCUGUGCAAGUCUUGGUUCUGUCACAUCAUCCUUAGUCAUCAAUGUGAUAUCGGUGUUAUAUGAGUAACUGGAAGCACAAGGGUGGAACAAACAAACUUUUGUCUAAUUCGUGUAGUAUUUUCUGUCAAAAAACGGUUAGAAACAAUUAUUAAUCUUAAAUUAUGAGCCUUGCUAAACAUGUGGAAAUUGUCUCUGGCAACAUGUGUACAAAGUGUCAUUUGAACAUCUUGAAUCUGUUUUUGAGUUAAAGUCCUGGUUAAAGAUUUGGCGCAAUGAAGCCGUAAACAGAUGACAAUUUUUCAUCUAUAAAAUACAAGAAUGAAAACCAUGUUUGGUGGAUUUUUUAUUUCAUUUUUAUCAUUUUUUAAUAACAAUUUAAGUGGAAUCUUUAAAAUAAAAUGCCUGUCAAUGUUUGAUGAAAAGCUUGGUUAAAUUCUGUAUCAUUUUUACUUGAGCAAUUCACCACUGGCAAUGCAGUUUAAUGUGUACCGGUAUGUACAAAUAAAACUUUCAUAUAUCAUGUAUGUAACAUGGCAUUUUAAACAAUAUCUGUAUGACAAUUUAUUCUCUUAAAUGAUACAUGAAUAUAUUCUGACACUUCAAACUAGCACAAGUGAUGUAUUGUACACCAGGUAAUCUGAAGUUCAGACACAUAAUCCCAAUAUUCUGUUGGGGCAACCAGAAAAUUCUCAACAGACGACUGUAUAAACUGCAUAUAAUAAACAAACUGGGUCAUUUUACAUAUUUUGUUAAUACUUGAACAACAAGAAGUAGUCGUGAUUUUUUUAACAACUUUGUUACCGGAACAAAAAAACAAAACAAAAACUUUACAUGUUAUUUAAUGAAGAUGUGAAAAGUGAAGAUACUAAAAACAUGUAUGUUUUCUUUCAGGAUAACAAAUUAAAAUAAAUAUAUAAAAUCACA
Messenger RNA from Mya arenaria, 2185 nucleotides. RefSeq names its product spindle and kinetochore-associated protein 1-like. Gene Ontology annotation, cellular component: outer kinetochore; mitotic spindle; spindle microtubule. The transcript is spliced from 7 exons. NCBI's taxonomy places the organism in Eukaryota, Metazoa, Mollusca, Bivalvia, Myida, Myidae. Gene Ontology annotation, biological process: mitotic cell cycle; regulation of microtubule polymerization or depolymerization; cell division. The coding region runs from base 113 to 937 and encodes 274 amino acids. Gene Ontology annotation, molecular function: microtubule binding. The record is from RefSeq and is a predicted model, not a curated record.